GACCCGGAAGCACCGCCCCCCGCGGCGGGGGGGACUCGGAGCCAUCGCGGCUGCGCGGGGACGGAGCGGCGCGUGCCGGCCGGGGCUGCCCCGGGCUGCAGCUCACUGAUAAGAUUGCACAGCUUGUGAUUCUACACUGUCGUCUGAGUUCAGCAUCAGCUGCCUUUCCUCUGCUGCAAGAUGCCAGCAGCUCUUGCAGAGAACAGCCAGGUUAUCUGUGAAGUAUGGGCCAACAACCUGGAGGAAGAGAUGAGGAAAAUUCGGGAGAUCGUUCUGAGUUACAGCUACAUUGCCAUGGACACAGAGUUUCCUGGAGUUGUUGUCAGGCUGAUCGGGGAAUUCCGCAGUUCCACAGACUACCAGUACCAGCUCCUGCGGUGUAACGUCGACCUGCUGAAAAUUAUCCAGCUGGGCCUAACUUUCACAAAUGAGAAGGGGGAAUAUCCUUCUGGCAUCAACACCUGGCAGUUUAACUUCAAAUUCAACCUCACGGAGGACAUGUACUCUCAGGAUUCCAUAGACCUCCUUGCCAGCUCUGGGCUGCAGUUCCAGAAGCACGAAGAAGAAGGGAUUGAUACCCUGCAUUUUGCUGAGUUGCUGAUGACAUCUGGGGUUGUCCUAAGUGACAGUGUGAAAUGGCUCUCCUUCCACAGUGGUUAUGAUUUUGGCUACAUGGUGAAGUUGUUGACAGAUUCCAAGUUACCAGAAGAGGAACAUGAAUUUUUCCAUAUCUUGAACCUUUUCUUCCCAUCUAUCUAUGACGUGAAGUACUUAAUGAAAAGCUGCAAAAACCUCAAGGGUGGCCUUCAGGAAGUGGCAGAUCAGCUGGAUUUGCAGCGAAUUGGACGACAACACCAGGCAGGAUCAGACUCUCUUCUCACAGGAAUGGCGUUCUUCAGAAUGAAAGAGUUGUUUUUUGAGGAUACAAUUGACGAUGCAAAGUAUUGUGGGCGACUGUAUGGCCUUGGCACGGGGGUGGCUCAGAAACAAAAUGAAGAUGUGGACUCAGCCCAAGAGAAAAUGAGCAUUUUGGCCAUUAUCAACAACAUGCAGCCGUGAUGAGCGGUGCCCCUCAGCAGAACAUGUUUACCACAUUGGCAGCUGCUGUCCUCAACCUUUUUCCCUAAUAGUGUCUCAAACAAAAGGCCUCUCCAGUCCACAGGCUGUGCAAGGCCUGCAGUGUUGCUGAAGAACUGCAUCUUCAUUUGAAACCCAGAAGAGCUGACUGAAUUCCUAAUACCAGCAUUUGUGGUUUGCCAUAUUUUUAAUACCAAGGGCAAAGGACAGAAUCUACUGUGUAUACCUCUGUUUAUUUUUUUCCUCUUUAUACUGUACAGAAUCUGCAAGGAAGAUUUAAUGGUAGAUAUUCAGUAGAGCUGAGGGUCUGGAAAUCCAGUGACAAUGGACACAGACAUGCACACAGAUUUGCAAUUUGUGCUUUAUAAAGCUUAUUUUAAAACUUCUGCAUGGUGUGAGGGUGACAGCUUCACCUCAUGUUUUGCUAAUUUUAUCUUUGUGUAGUCUGCGAAAAUUGCUCCCUUUGAUCACUGCAGAGGUUUGGGAGUGGAUGACAUUAAAAAUGAUCCUUGCAGCUAAAAUUAUUUGGAGAUUUGCUUUAACAGCCGUGGGAGUGGAUAUUAAUGGAGCUGAUUUGAUCAGAACUCCUUAGUUUCUAAUUCUGUAUGUUACAGGUUUGACCCAUUCUGAGCCUCAGCUUUUUUCUUACGGGUAUUAAGGAACUGUUCUGGAAAUAGAUUCAGAGGCCCAAAAGUUUACCUUUGGCAGGGGAUUGGACCAAUACUCUGACUUCAGUUUUCUUCAACUCAACCUACAAAUUUUAUUCUUCUCCUUGCAACACAGCUAGUUCAGCAGAUGGAUAAGUAUUUGUUCCUCUUCUCUCCCCUGCUUCUCCAGCCCCUAAUUUUACAGUUUGCUUAACAGAUAAAACAACUGGUUCUUUUCAUUAUAUACACCUGAAAAGUAGUUAGAGGAUGGAAGAACUUGGGAUUCUGACUUUGAAAAAAAUGAGCUAUUCUGCAGUACUUUUUUUUCAACAGCUCUGUAAUGACAUUUCUUAAAAAAAAAAUCCCUUUUGGACAUGUCAAACCUAAAGUUCAUAAGACUUUGGCAUUUUAAAAAGUCUUAAUCCAUUGUUAGGAGUUGAGGUUUAGAGCUGGUAUUUAAAAUGCUUGUAAAUACUAGUUUUUAUUUUUUGUAAAAUAAAUUUUUUUAAACCAGG
This is a messenger RNA of Chiroxiphia lanceolata (lance-tailed manakin), 2239 nucleotides long. RefSeq names its product CCR4-NOT transcription complex subunit 8 (gene CNOT8). The transcript is spliced from 7 exons. The coding region runs from base 181 to 1059 and encodes 292 amino acids. Gene Ontology annotation, cellular component: CCR4-NOT complex; CCR4-NOT core complex; P-body. Lineage: Eukaryota; Metazoa; Chordata; Aves; Passeriformes; Pipridae. The record is from RefSeq and is a predicted model, not a curated record. Gene Ontology annotation, molecular function: poly(A)-specific ribonuclease activity; nucleic acid binding.